This is a messenger RNA of Adineta ricciae, 843 nucleotides long. The record is from the annotation of a GenBank genome assembly. Lineage: Eukaryota; Metazoa; Rotifera; Eurotatoria; Adinetida; Adinetidae.
AUGUCCAAUCUUCAAGCAGAUUCUCGCGAAGCAUUUGAACGUCUUAUAUCCGAACAAAGUUCUUACAUAGGUGAAGUCGAUGAGCAGAUCGCCAAAUGGACGCAAUUUCAAAGUGAUUAUCAACAGUUGCGUGCUCGUCUUUCCACAUUACCUGACCGGUUAACAUAUGAUUGUACAGUACCGUUUGGCAAGCUAGCGUUUAUUCCCGGUCGUGUGAUUCAUUCCAAUGAAAUUCUCGUUCUUUUGGGCGAUAAUUAUUUUGCUGAACGCUCGUGUAAACAAGCCAUCGAAAUAGUCGAUCGUCGUCUGACAAACAUUGAAGAAAAUCUUCGAAAACAUGAAAAAGAAAAAGAAGUGUUUCACCAGCAGAAACGCUACACACAUGAUUUUCUCGAUGACAAAACGAAAUUUAUUGAAAUUAAAGAAACAGAUGAAGAAAUCAAACCGGUCAAAUCAGCAGUGAAUCGUCGAGCGAAGUUAACCGAAGAACAGAUACGAGAAGAACGCCGCCGUUUACAAGAACGUGCUUUGAAACUGAGUGAAAAGCCAGCCAAAAAAGUUCACUUCGAUGAUGAUGAUCAAAUGGAAGUCGAUAGCGAUGACGAUGAUGAUCAUGAUAAUGAGAUUCCCAGUGAACAAUUUAAAAAAAUCUUCAUCCGUCAUACAAAAACUACAACCGAACCUGUCGGAGACACUUCUCCUGGACUUUUCUCACAUCCAGGUGCCAUUGGAAGGAAAUCUCCGAUGGCAUUCACAGGUCGAACUAUCGAACGCGAGGUUUCUACACCAAAUAAUGAACCGCCACCGAAACGAAUUUCGAAAUUUCGAGCAUCUCGUCAAUAA